Emiliania huxleyi CCMP1516 is the source of this 723-nucleotide messenger RNA. RefSeq lists its product as hypothetical. Lineage: Eukaryota; Haptophyta; Isochrysidales; Noelaerhabdaceae. The coding region runs from base 1 to 723 and encodes 240 amino acids. The transcript has a single exon. The record is from RefSeq and is a predicted model, not a curated record.
AUGAGGGGGCUCCGGCUCUGGACGGCUGGAGUUGCGAUUGCGCUGAUGGUGGAUGCAGUGAUCCGUGUCGCCUUGAGACCCUACUUCUUAGACGGUGCGGUGCUGGAGCACGGAUCCGGCUACGAGGGCGAGCUGGAGCCGUGGAGCGGCACUGACCUCCCUGCCGCUGGCGCGACGCGCGUCACCAUCGCGACGGCGGAGAUGCUGAGCGCACUGCUGCUCCUGGCCGCGGAGCUGCCAUCGCCGCUCUGCGCCCGCUUCGUCAUCAGAUACGUGGGGGCGCUGGCCACAUACGGCGGGAAGGGGUGCUUCAUGGUUGUGUCCGGUUCCACCUUCGCACUCGGCGGUCAGACCGAGUACUUUGCAACCGGGGUCCUGCUCGAGCACUUCAUCACCGGCUGCAUCUGCGCGGCGACGGGGGUCGUCUGGCUGGGCCUCACCGCGCUUCCGUGUCUCCGCUUGCCACCCCACCCCACGCGUGAAGCCUGGCUCGAGUGGAAUCGCCGCGAGGUUGCGCCAGCGCCGGCUGCGAGCCUCGAACUCGGGGCUGCGAAGUACGGCUCUGGCGGCGGCCGGGCCCCGCCUGCAGCAGCGAUACGCAUCGACACCGGCGCGGCGGUCCCGGUCCCGGAUCAGAGCCAGCCGCCUUCACCAGGCUCCACAAACCCCUUUUUUGGCAAUCGCCAUCUGCAGGCGGAUUCGCCAACCGCCAUGCGAGUGUGA